UGCAGCCAAUUGUAUAAACAUUUUAACCGCAAGGUAACCACGUUAUCGCGGUAACCAGACCGCUUACCAUGGUUAAACCAUUUGUAUAAACAAUUUACAAAAAAAUUACCACGCACUUACCGCGGUAACUUUUUUACCCACCUAUGCUAGCUGGGUAACUGCAUUUUAACCACAACAAACAUGGCGGACGUUCAUAUGGUCAGACAUCGUAGACCUCGACUUUUUCGACGAGUCGACAGACAGGAGACGGACUUAAUGGACGACGAAGUGCGCCGAAGGUAUAGGUUUUCGACGGACAACAUUGACCGACUUGUGGGACUGUUGGAGCCAACAUUACGAAGACGGACGCGACGAAACCAGGCACUGACCAUUCGACAACGGAUCAUGUUGACUUUGAGGUUUCUCGCUUCCGGGGCUUUUCUCCAGAUAAUAGGAGACACCUUCGGCGUGGACAUUGCAACUGUGUCCCGAGUUGUGACCGAUGUGACGAACAGCUUGUUUGCACUUAAGGAUAUGGUGAUAAGGUUUCCCGUGACUGACGCUGACAGACGACGAGUGAUGACGGGUUUCUUUGAAAUGAGAGGGUUUCCGGGCGUUAUAGGCUGUGUCGACGGCACACACGUCCGUAUCAUUUCUCCCGGUGGUCCAGAUGAGCCUUCCUUUGUGAAUCGAAAAGGGUUUCAUUCCCUCAACGUCCAGGCAACUUGUGACCACAAAGGGAUGUUUACAAGUGUGAAUGCAUGUUGGCCUGGAUGCUGCCAUGACUCCCACAUCUUCCGAAUGUCCAAGCUUGGACAGCAUAUGGCCAAUCACCAUCAAGAUCCUGAACGUGGAUAUCUUUUAGGAGAUAGUGGGUACCCUUGCAGGCCUUUCCUGCUGACACCGUUCCUUCAGCCAGAGUCAGAAGCUCAGGAAAGGUACAAUGCUGCGCACAUCGGCACCAGGAACAGUAUUGAAAGGGCCUUUGGGGUUUGGAAGAGAACCUUUCAUGUCCUCCAUAGUGAGGAAGGCUCAUCUGGACCACCGGGAAAAUUGAUACGGACGUGUGUGCCGUCGACACAGCCUAUAACGCCCGGAAACCCUCUCAUUUCAAAGAAACCCGUCAUCACUCGUCGUCUGUCAGCGUCAGUCACGGGAAACCUUAUCACCAUAUCCUUAAGUGCAAACAAGCUGUUCGUCACAUCGGUCACAACUCGGGACACAGUUGCAAUGUCCACGCCGAAGGUGUCUCCUAUUAUCUGGAGAAAAGCCCCGGAAGCGAGAAACCUCAAAGUCAACAUGAUCCGUUGUCGAAUGGUCUGA
Dreissena polymorpha is the source of this 1302-nucleotide messenger RNA. Its product is annotated as putative nuclease HARBI1. The transcript has 5 exons. Bases 181 to 1302 code for a protein of 373 amino acids. Lineage: Eukaryota; Metazoa; Mollusca; Bivalvia; Myida; Dreissenidae. The record is from RefSeq and is a predicted model, not a curated record.